Molecule: messenger RNA, 739 nt
Organism: Arabidopsis thaliana (thale cress)
Lineage: Eukaryota; Viridiplantae; Streptophyta; Magnoliopsida; Brassicales; Brassicaceae
Exons: 3
Coding region: 156-422 (88 amino acids)
Source: RefSeq, marked reviewed
ACAAACAAAUGCCAUAACUCGUUUCGCUCACCCUCUUAACUCUUUAGAACAAGUAGAAGAAGUCUCAUCUUCUUCGUCUUCUUUGCGAUCCUUCUGAUUUCACUAAGGAAAAGGAAUCAGUUUUUGGUGGAAGUAAUUGAUCCGAUCUAGGAAAAAUGGGAGGAGGUGAUCAUGGACAUGGAGCAGAAGGAGGCGAUUUCAGAGCCAAAGUCUGGAGUAUGACUGGUGGGCCUAACUGUAGGCCCAAACAUUGGCGUCGGAACACCGCCAUUGCUAUGUUCGGCGUUUUCCUUGUGUGCAUCCCCAUCGCCAAGCUAUCUGCUAAGCUUGAGCAAAGGCCACACAUGCCAGUACGCCCAAUUCCUUCACAGAUCUGGUGCAAGAACUUUGGAACCAAGGACGAUUACGAAAAAGAGCAUUAAAAGUUUUUUUCUUGGUUUGGAGAGAACCCUUUAAUUGGUCUUCUUAUUUGCAGACAAUGUGAGCAUAAAAAAAGCGCUUCUAGCUUUGUCUAUGGAUUUCAGAGUACUGUGAACAUAAUAAUAUGUCUUUUUCCUUGCCAUGUAGAACAACACCAUGGAAUCUUUCCAAAUUAAGAAAUUUCAUGUUUUUUUCCAUAUUCCUACUGAUAAUCUAGGGGUGGGUUUUAUCUGAGGCAGAUGCAGAAUCCAUGUGGGUUUUGAAUCAUCAUUAUACGAUUUUACAUUAAGGCAAUGGAAUAUACAAAUUCACAUGAAAC